CGGGGACAAUUGUGGCUAUAAAUGCCCUUGGUGUUAUUACUUUACAGAUUGCCGGUGUCAGUGUUAGGAGGAAGACGGGAGGGAGUAACAGCCAGCGCGUAUAAUAAGACUGAGCAGCGCGAAGCUUACGAACAUCCGUCCGGACGAGCCGCACUUCUCAAUCGCAGCCCCCGUCCACGCAGUACAUUUAUCGCACACGGCCCAGCGCGUGAACAAGCACAGGAACCAGUGCACAGCUGAAAGCGUAAAGGGAAACCAAGCCGGCCGCCCGCGAUCCAGCAGCAGAAGCAGAGAUGCAGCGAAGCGAGAACGACAGCGAAUGUCCCGUCUGCCUGGAGCACUACACGCGACAGAAGCGCGUGCCGCGCCGGCUGCACUGCAAACACACCUUCUGCACGCCGUGCCUGGAGUGCCUGGCCUGUCAGGACUCCUGCAACCUGUGCACGGUGCGCUGCCCCCUGUGCCGCUGGACCACCUGCGUGGGCCUGCCCGGCCAGGGUCCCAAGGACUCUCUGUGGGUUAACAGUGAGCUCUGGGACUGCAUCCCUAACACCGAUGAAGAGGAGGAUGAGAUCACAGUGGAAGACAUGCCCACCAGAUCCACAACAUCCACUCCACAGACCCAACGAAAUGUGCGGCCGAUCCUGAAUAUUCCGGGUGUCAUGAGAAAACUUGGAUUCAAGCGGCCACAGAGGAGUGUGGCGGCAAGGCCCCUACCUUGGUUCAGACCCGUCUGCAGGUAUUUCAGUCGCAGUCCAAAGCCGCAACCAGGCAAGGUAGGACUGUUGUCUGAGGCAGGAUGGGGCAAAGAGAGCCCUUCGUUGCACAAACGAUGACGCAGGAACGGACAUGUAGACAAACAGGCCAGUUUCUUUCCUGGAUAUUCCUGGAUCAUAAGAAGCCGCCUGGCGUCCUCACGGCAUGAAAAUAAAACCAAAUCCUACAGAAUCUCUGGAGAAACUGAUUUUUUUGAUUUUUGAAAGCGCUACAGCUCACCGAAGUCUAACAACAUUAGGUAGAAGUUUUGGACUAUCUGCUUACCUCUGAGCAUUUCCCUGCGUGAAAUCCCUGAGCCAGAUGAAACCUCCCAAAGAAAGCAUUUUGGAAAUGGCUGUCAUGUUUUUGAUAUUUAAUAUGUAAUAAGAUACAUCUAUGUGUAUUUUGUACGUUAGCUGUUUUAAUAAUCAGUAUGUUUUCCUGUAAAUUGUUCAUUUUUGUUCUUUGCUCAGUAUGAAUCUUCCAUCUGAUGCACAGCAUUUGAAUGACUUGAUUUGUGAUUAUUGUGUUUUAUACAAUUAAAUUAUUUGAAAUACA
Messenger RNA from Brienomyrus brachyistius, 1314 nucleotides. RefSeq names its product E3 ubiquitin-protein ligase RNF152-like. The transcript is spliced from 5 exons. Gene Ontology annotation, molecular function: ubiquitin protein ligase activity. Lineage: Eukaryota; Metazoa; Chordata; Actinopteri; Osteoglossiformes; Mormyridae. The record is from RefSeq and is a predicted model, not a curated record. Gene Ontology annotation, biological process: protein ubiquitination. Bases 294 to 836 code for a protein of 180 amino acids.